Coccinella septempunctata (seven-spotted ladybird) is the source of this 1455-nucleotide messenger RNA. Its product is annotated as required for meiotic nuclear division protein 1 homolog. Gene Ontology annotation, biological process: positive regulation of mitochondrial translation. The transcript is spliced from 3 exons. The coding region runs from base 87 to 1256 and encodes 389 amino acids. The record is from RefSeq and is a predicted model, not a curated record. Lineage: Eukaryota; Metazoa; Arthropoda; Insecta; Coleoptera; Coccinellidae.
UUGCAGGUUAUUCCAAACCAAAGCAAAACACCGACAUGUAAUUUGAAAAAUUAAAUUCAAACAAGAAAAUUUCAGUUUGUAAUCGAAUGAUAAUGCCGCAUGUACUCCAGAAAACCCUGAGAUGUAUUUACUUACUUAAGAGCAAUUCGCAUUUCCUCCCCUUCACAAACUACUUAGUUACACCCAAAAUUUUCAAAUACCCAACUCUGAACAUUUCAUACUUUUCCACCUCUUCCACCACGUUAAUCAAAGAAUGCAGAAGCAAAGGUGUUCAAGAGAACAUUUCAUCGUUGCAGUUGAAGAAAAGGUUGAUAAGGAAAAAGAAAUCAGUUGACGAUGUAAUUAAAGUUCCUGGUUUCUUCAACGUAUCAGCAUUUGCUACUGCGGAAGAAUAUGAUUUGGAGGAGUUGCUGAAAGGUUUAGUGAAACAGGAUUUGUAUGAAACGAAAUUUAUCGAUAAUAGCUCAGAUGUUGUAUUUGCAACGGCAAAAUAUCAAGUUCAGACUGAACCAAGAGAUAUUUUCUUUUUUCGGGAAGGUAGUGUCGUCAUGUGGAAUGUUAACGAUAUGGAAAGCAGCAAUUUAUUAUCUUUUUUGAAGAAAUAUGAGACAGACAGCUACUCAAAUCAACUCAUUAAAGGGGAAAAUGAAAUAAUGAAGUACAAACAUCAAGAAAAUGGUAAAUCGAGUGUGGUCGACAAAAAUGGAUGUUUUUUAUUGAGUGUAGACCAAGAUUCGGACAUCUUAGAUAAAUAUACCUUUUCUAACGCACUUGCGUUAUCUGUAAAGUUAGGAGUUUGGGAAGCAUCUCUUGAGAAAUAUAUUGAUUCAAUCGAGUAUGUAACAGAAGAUCUGAAAAUGGGACGAAAGAUUAAAAUGAGUAGAGAGCAGGUUCUCAGGAAACAUGGCGAACUGUUCGCAUUAAGGCAUUUGAUAAAUCUGAGUUCUGAUCUUCUGGAUACUCCAGAUUUUUAUUGGGAUAAUGAGCAGCUUGAAAAUCUUUACUUACAAGUAUGCAGCUACUUCGGUAUAAACAAAAGGACAAAGGUCAUGAAUGAAAAAAUCAAUCAUUGUGUUGAACUCAUCGAGCUCUUGUCUACUCACCUGAGCGAUCAGCACAGCACCAGACUGGAAUGGAUAAUCAUUCUACUUAUAAUGGUUGAAGUUAUUUUCGAAAUCAUCCAUUAUAUUGAUCGAUUCGUGACUUCUGAAAGUGCCAAUUUUAAUCAACAUCAUCGUGAAACAUCACCAAUAUGACAAAACUUCCAAAAAAUAGUAGGAUUGUAAGUUCAUUAUUAUUGUUGUGUUAUUAGUUUUCAAAAUCCAAAGAAAAGAAUUUUAUUUGUUGUAUACAUAUAUACAUAUAAGCUUAAUGAUAAUUAUAUGAUAAAAAUAAAUGAUUUUCAUAUACAUUUUAUAUAAAUAUGGAAUCAAAUAAAAAUUUGUAACUCACAGA